AUGUCCGACGCAGCGAAGCGCCGAGUCGAAGCCAUUGGCAACCAGCUCUCCGGAAGCUCUAUCCCGGCUGUCUUCAAGGUCGCACCAACCGGUCCGCGGGUUGCCGACAAAGUGGUCAUCAUCACCGGCGCAAACUCCAUGCUGGGCAUUGGUCGAGCAUCCGCCCACCAGUUCGCAGAGCAUGGCGCCAAGGCCAUCUACAUCUGCGACUACGAUGACAGCAAUCUCGAGGCGCACAAGCGCGAGAUCAACGGCUUGUGGCCCCAGGUCGACGUGCACACGCGGAAGUUCGACGCCGCCGACGAGAAGGCGGUGAAGGAGGUGAUCGACGACGCCGUCAAGCAGUACGGCCGGCUCGAUGUCUUCUUCGCCAACGCCGGCACCGUCGGGCCCCAUGCACUCUUCAGCGAGAUCGACGCCGACGACUUCAUGAACGUGCUCCGCGUGAACUCCCUCAGCGUCUUCCUCGCCGCCAAACACGCCGCGCCGGCCAUGCAGCGGACCUCGCCAGCCAAGCCCGCGGCGUCGGGUAGCAUCAUCGCGACGGCGUCGGUGGCCGGGCUGCGGUCCAACGCGGGCAGCACGCCUUACUCGGCGUCCAAGGCGGCGGUGGUCUCGAUGGCACAGACGGUGUCGUACCAGCUCGCGGGCACGGGGGUGCGGGUCAACGCGCUGUGCCCGGGGCUCAUCGAGACGGGCAUGACGGCGGUCGUGUUCGACGCGGCGCGCGCGCGCGGCACCGAGGGCAAGAUCGGCCAGCUCAACCCCCUGAAGCGGGCCGGCCACGCGGACGAGAUCGCCCGCGUGGCGCUCUUCCUGGGCAGUGACGAGAGCAGCUACGUCAAUGGCCAGGCGUGGGCCGUGGAUGGCGGGUUGAGCGCCGGCCAUCCGUAUGUGCAGGGGAGGAUGGGGUGA
Molecule: messenger RNA, 915 nt
Organism: Chaetomium globosum CBS 148.51
Lineage: Eukaryota; Fungi; Ascomycota; Sordariomycetes; Sordariales; Chaetomiaceae
Exons: 3
Coding region: 1-915 (304 amino acids)
Molecular function (GO): oxidoreductase activity
Source: RefSeq, a predicted model, not a curated record